CGUGCCGGCUCCUUUUCUGUCUUUGCUCUGCUGCACCUUCGUUUUCCGAAAAAUCGUAACUCGACUGCACGUUCAUUCAGCCGCAUGCCAUAGAUCGAUCGGGCCAAGUGUCUCGUUAACAGUCGAACAAAUUGCACCGUCAAAACCUGCGAUUUCCUAAAAACCACAAAGCCUUUUAUCCGUCACGAGAAACGAAUCAUGGUGGUCCCGUUAAGGAGGGAUAUUCUUCGUGAACUUUUCUUCCACGCUGUGCCUUGAAUUUAGCAGAAAAUUCGUGAUUUACAGUCGAACAGCAUUUUAAAAAAGGAAGAGACAGUAGAGAUUUUCUCGUCGACAGUGGAGCAUUGCAUCGAAAUAUCGUAUUUUCAAGGAGAAAUAUCGAGAGACGUUCGGUCGUCGAGAAUGCGAAGAGGAAGAGACGAGGUCGAGUGAAAUUUUUAUCGAGUUUUUGUUGUUGUUGCUUUUAUCGGGACAGAGGGCACAGUUUGUGUGAAUCAACGGACGGGAAAUUAAUAGGCCGAAGAUGUUUAAAAUUGUACGACGAUUUUGCGUUUGAUGGGAUUUUAUGUUUGCUCUUUUGUUAUCUGUGGUGGUGAAGAAACUUUAAAAAGAGUUUGAAAAGUCAUUUCCUCUCUGACCUAGGGAGAAGAACGCCGUAACGUAAAAUCUUGUCGCUCUCUAUUAAUACUUGUGUUUCAAGGAAAUACGUACGAUACAACGUAUGCAGAAAACAGGUGGAAAAUAAAAUAAAAUCGUGCAUCGAAGAAAGAUAUCGAUUUUUUAGAAUUUUUCUGAAGAGACGUUUAUUGAAAAAAAUUACAAAAUUCGAAGCAGUCGAGGGGUUAAGACUACACAAAAAAAUUUGUCAACGUUAGAAAAGACAGUGUGCGACGUAUAAGUCGUAUGUUUUGAUGGACUGUGAACGAAAUGAAUAGAAUUGUGAUUUUUACACGUUUCUGAAAGUGAACUUUGUCGGCUGUAUUGCCGAAGACGAUAACCAAUAGGCAACAAAAAGUACAUUUUCUUGACGAUACGAGAGUAAUGUUAUUUAUUACGGAUUGACUGUUUGCUGUUUUCUGAUUAACUUGAGAUAUAGAUCGAUUCGACUCGAAAACAAUUAUUAAUUGGCGCCGUACAAAGUAGAUAAUCCUACCUUUUUCGAUAACAUCGAAUAUAUUUAAGAAACGAAACUUUGCUUUUUCGAAAAUGUGAGGACAAAGAUGCACGAAACCGACUGGAAAGUGCUGGAAGAAUCUUCAUUGAAGUAUAACGAGGUGCCUUCGAUCUGAUUCAAUACGAUUUAAGCAAGGAGCAUGAUUAUGACGCAUACGGAAGAAGUAUCGACGACUUUCGAGUCGAAAACACCGACAGAACAAAUGAAUGGCCACUCUAUGGCGAGCACCGAGAGUCGAGAGGCGGAAGAGCAGGGUAGCAGCACGACCUCGCCCUCGGAGGGCAGGCACGCCGACGAGACGUCCGGCUCGCCCGUCCUCGAGAUGGGCAGCAUGGAUUCGGCGGGCAGCGCCCACAGUGGCGGCUCUUCUUGCGGCCUGGUCAGUUCCCUUUUCCCGAGCAAUUGUCGUGGUCGAGCCGAGGCAUUCGCCAGACGUCUUCAUCGACGAUUAACGUCUCUCGGUGGCGAAGACAAUUCUCAACGGAACGAUGAUUCCUCGUUGCCGAAGGAAACAUCCUGGCUACGUUCGCCGACAACAGGGAGAAAAAUAAUAACUAACAGCUCCAACAAUCGCGUUCUUCAGAAUCAACCUCGUCACAAUCCUAACGCGGAUUUGUGCUACGAUUACGAUCUCGAGUAUGAGGAUGGUCUUAGUUCGCCGGCAGAAGAAGCCACAGCAGCGGAAGUCGCGGAUUUAGUAGUGAAUCCGGAAGUAUUAAAAUCGAGUCAUCAUGGAAUUCACAACAGUUCACCGAUUGAAUCGAAAACCAGUAUAGAUUCAGAAUCUGGACACGUCUUCGCGUCUCCUCUGUUAGGAACGUCUCCAGAUAGCGAUUCCUCCGACAUGUUUUUCGAUCCAGAAUCAUCCGACGUUGAAAAACCGAAGAACGAAACGUUCUUCGAUCCCGUGACAACCUCGGAUAGCGAAGUGACUACAUCGAAUCUCUCAAACGGUUGCGACAUAAUAAGGCCCAAAAGCUUGCCGUGUCGUAGAAGGCCAGAUAUCAGCAUUGAACAUUCCGAGGACACAUCUGAAUCGAGCGCUUCGUUCAAAAGGAAUAAUUUUUGCGAUAAAGACCCGAGGAAGAAGGACUUGGCGUGCAGCUCGGAGGACUCGAACGAUAGAAGCUCCCAAGAGACAUCCACGUCGCCCAGUCAUGAAUCUCUUUGGAGCACGUUCGACGAGAGCACUAUGUCCUUUCAGGACGAACGUCCCGCAAAAAUAAAUCCUACUGCGGUCACACACCAGAUCCGGCUUCCCAAGUCGCAUUCUGAUUCAGAGAUACCCGUCCACGGACCUAGUAUAAUGAUCACUUCCGCGAUUAAGGAUGAAAAAGUCCAUACCGAUGAAGUGGAUUUUAUUAACUUUCUGUCGGAGAACAGCAAAUUGGAGAAUAUCAAGAACGCGAGGAAUCUCGUCAAAGAAGAUACUUCGGAUUCGUCGGAAAAUACGUACGAGGAGGAUCUUCCAUAUGACGAGGAGAAGCCCAAGGAUACACUAGAGCAACAUCCGAAGGUUUUAUCUUUGAAACUCGAAGAGAUUCCUGGCAAUGAGACUGACGACCAUUCGACGUACAGCAGUAUGAUCAACAUCCCUGGUGCUCUAACCCUCGAGUAUCCUAUAGUAGAGGGAGUGAUAGAAGCCACGAUGAAGAACGAGAUAAAAAUACAAAUAGAAAAUGGAGCUAUAAUAGCUAGCAGCGACGAGGAUAAGAUGUGCCUUCUGUUGCAGAAGCUCGCCACAAGUCCAAGUAUCAAAGAGGAUGUUCAUAUAACUGAGGAGCCACAGGACGAUAGUAUCGAGGAAGAGGAAGAAGAAAGACCUCAGAAGAUCAGACGGUGUUCUUCUUUGAAGACAGGAAAAACGCCACCAGGGACACCUGGAAGGAAGAAAAUCGUUCGAUUCGCAGACGUAUUAGGCCUAGAUCUCGCCGACGUGCGAACGUUCUUAGACGAAAUCCCCAAAGUGCCGAACUCAGCGUACAGCGACUUGAUCUACGAUGACAUUUUCCAGAAAGACACCAGUCCUGUAAACAGCUCGCCAAUUCCAGCUCAAUGGGGAGCCAGAUACGUAGGUAGUCGACGCGCAUCAGGCUGCGGGAUGUCUUCGCAUAAACUGGACAGAACUUUGGUGCCUCUGUUUCAACAACCUGGCGGUCUACCUAAUUUCCUGGAUCUGGUCCGCGAACGUCGAGUAUGCUUAGAGAACGUGCUGGUCCAGGAUCCCGUGUCUUUCUGUAUCCAGGGUACGGUCCGCGUAAUCAAUCUAGACUUUCACAAGUCGGUGCACAUCAGAUACACGUUGAACUCGUGGCGAAACUUCAGCGAUUUGCAAGCCAUCUACGUACCUAACUCGUGCGACGGUUUCAGCGACAAAUUUUCGUUCGUCCUGUACUGUCACACGCUGUCAAUCGGUCAGAGGCUGGAGUUCGCGGUUCGAUUUCAAUGCAAGGGCGAGCAGUACUGGGACAACAACGCCGGACUCAAUUACUGCUUCCAGUGUUUGCCUGUUUCUCCAGCCGUUGGUUACAUGCCCAUCACGGCUCAGGAGGGUCAGCAUCACGAGUGGUCGCCUGUGUUCUACUGAUGGACAUCGUAGAUCGAGCAUUGGAUGCCGUGAUGGAGACACAGUGAUGCUUCGCGUAGACAAGGAGUCUGAAGUGGAUCCGAGUAAGGCUAACUAGCGACAGAUAGAGAGACAGAGGGAGAGGGAAAGAGAGAAAGCCUAUGGUUGUAUAAACGUUCCUAGAGUAUAUACCUUACUGUACAUAACUGUCCUAUUCUCGAGUCGAUCGAAGGAACGAGAAGGCAAGCCGGGGAGCAGGGACCGCACUAGCGUCAAUUAUUCUUUCCUGCCGUUUUCCGGACAGCCUUUCAAUGGACUGGAGAAACUCGACGCACCUGUUAGACUGACAUUUUUUACACGUUCGUUGUUCCUUGUUUACGAGCGAGAAUAUGUAUUCGGUAUAGACGUGAUACCACUUCUAUAAACGAACUGGGACUGUAGUUGAGAGAAGAAAUAUUAAGUACACAUACCUCUUUGAAGAUGACAGAGAAGAGGAUUUAGUCUUUGCCAGAAGUUGGAAGUUGAAGAGGACGUUUAAAAGGCGGACGAACAAUGAAACGUUCAAAGUAUCUGGCAGAGCAUGGAGGAUUAUUUUCACGUUCCUAGAAAGUACCUAAGUCUACAGAAUUUGCGCCAUAAUCGAGCCUAACGUGUUUGAAAGACUCUCAAACUGAUUAUAAUGCGAAAUGAUAGAGGUUAAAGGUUAUGAGAGAAACUAUUACUCGAAAUGAGAUGUUUGUUGAAGGAUGGUAUUGCUUCGAAGACGAAAUCAAGGGCUCUUUUUUCUCGUUUCAUUUUUUUUUUUUUUUUUUUUU
Molecule: messenger RNA, 4555 nt
Organism: Bombus impatiens (common eastern bumble bee)
Lineage: Eukaryota; Metazoa; Arthropoda; Insecta; Hymenoptera; Apidae
Gene: Gbs-76A
Product: glycogen-binding subunit 76A
Exons: 2
Coding region: 1314-3761 (815 amino acids)
Biological process (GO): regulation of glycogen biosynthetic process
Cellular component (GO): protein phosphatase type 1 complex
Molecular function (GO): protein phosphatase 1 binding; glycogen binding
Source: RefSeq, a predicted model, not a curated record